CAUCACUCAUCACGAGCAAACUGUCGGUUGAUUUUGACUAGGUCGACGAAGGAGAUGAAGUACGAGUACGGGUACGAGUACAAGUACAAGUACUUGCUCUUUCGAGAUUGCACAAAUUCCUGAAUCCGGCCAAUUCCAAGUGCGAUUGGAAUCAGAAGAGCUUCCAAUCUAAGUAGCAAAAGCAACUGAUAUCAGUAAUUAUCAUGGUACGAAAUGCGGACAAUGAAACAACAGAAUGUUUGCAUCCCGUAGCGUUCGCUCGCACAGUAGUUUUUGAGAAUUUAUCUCUUGGAUUCGACUAUGCAGAUUUUGCCAAUUUGCUCCGGAUGAAUUGAAGCAAUUUUGAAAGAAUGUCGGUUUGAAACAUGCCUUAGUGUCAUCUAGCUACGAGAUCUUCCCGAGUCAAAAUGGUGUUCGGCCUGUAAGCGAUGAUAGAAUAAGGCAUCUACACGAAUGGAAAAGGCGCACACAUGCCUCGUACGACAAACCGCAAUUCAUUGCAACACGAUUGGCGUCGACACUAUCAAUGCUGAUGUUGUCACCUUCUUUCUAGCCACUAUCUCAUCGUAACUAACAUUCUUUCAAUUUUUUUGGUUUAUCGAUCCGCCGUGCUCAGCCAAAGGCUUGUUCAGAGGCGGCUCUGUCUUUGUUGAAUUGCAUGGAGGAGUCAAAGUGCUUCAAGGAAGAUAAAAAUAGCGUGUAUGACUGCCUCAAGAAACAAAACGAUGACCCAACUAUGGCUGAUGUCUGCAAAGCCCAGCGCAAUGCGUAUUAUUUGUGCAAGCAUUCUCAGCUCAACAUGCGAACAAGAAUUCGCGGGACGAGGGCAUAUUAAAGGAAGAAGGGACAUGGGUGUGUCCAAUUUGCCGACUAUAGAAUAUUAGAAGGGAUUGAACUAUAAAGCUCAGUUUGGAUA
This is a messenger RNA of Pseudo-nitzschia multistriata, 916 nucleotides long. NCBI's taxonomy places the organism in Eukaryota, Bacillariophyta, Bacillariophyceae, Bacillariales, Bacillariaceae. The record is from the annotation of a GenBank genome assembly.